Messenger RNA from Magnusiomyces paraingens, 6402 nucleotides. RefSeq lists its product as uncharacterized. Lineage: Eukaryota; Fungi; Ascomycota; Dipodascomycetes; Dipodascales; Dipodascaceae. Gene Ontology annotation, molecular function: protein binding; histone H3K36 methyltransferase activity. The transcript has 3 exons. Gene Ontology annotation, biological process: regulation of DNA-templated transcription. The record is from RefSeq and is a predicted model, not a curated record. Bases 1 to 6402 code for a protein of 2133 amino acids. Gene Ontology annotation, cellular component: chromosome; chromatin; nucleus.
AUGGACCACAGAAGUCGUUCUUAUUCUUCACACAAUAAUAGUAAAUACUAUUCUACUCUGACAAAUUCACAAGGGUACUCUCAACAGUAUAUUACAGGUGCCUCACAGCCGCCAAGCUCUGGUUCUGCCAGUUCAUCUUCAGGCGACCACAACGGAAUGCCAUCAAACCCAUACUCAGAUAAUCCAUCAUCUUCUUCAUCACAGCACCACCACCAGCACCAGAACCAUCACCAUAAUCAUCUUCUUCCUCAACAGCAAAGAUACCUUCAUCCUCAUUCACGAUCUCGUCCCCAACAACAACAACAGCAGCAUCAACAGCAGCAUCAACAGCAGCAUCAACAGCAGCAUCAACAGCAGCAUCAACAGCAGCAUCAACAGCAGCAGCAACAACAACAGCUUGGGUCAUCAUACUCCAGAAGCCAGUCUCCCUCAUAUCACUACACAAAUACUUCUCACCAACGGUACUCUGCUUCCGGUAGUAAUAGUGGCAAUAUUGGAGUUGGAAGCUCUCAAUCAAGUGCUACAUCAUCCCAUAAUAUAGCACAAAAGAGCUCUCAGUACUGGUUUCGACGGAAUAGCAGUAGUAGUGGUAGCAGCAGCAGCAAUGGCACUGGCGCUAGCAAUAACAGCAGCGGCCUAGGCACUAGUGGAGGUGGAUCCAAUGGUUUGGCUGGCGGUAAUCAAGGAAUACCGUCAUCUUUAAAUAAACACUCUACAAAACAAAACCUGUUGAACAACUCAUCCAGCAGCGGUAAUGGAGGAGGAGGAGGAGGGGGAGGAGGAGGUGGUGGUGGUGGCCGGGCUUUUGUCUCCAAUAAAUCUCAUCGCCACUAUCAUUUUAAAAACUCUUACCAUGCAAGUAGUAAUGGCAACAGCUCCGGUGGCAACAACAGUAGCAACACCAAUAGUGGCAACACCAACAACAACAACAACAACAACAACAACAAUAAUCAUCAUCGCUACUAUAUCAGCCAUUCUAAACGUGGUGGAAACAACUUUUCCAAAGAUUAUAAUCGGCCCCUCCCGAAAUCGCAGCAGCAGCAGCAGCAGCAACAGCAACAACAACAACAACAACAACAGUUUUUCCCAGUUUACGAUGAUCAGGUUCCAGAUGACGAAGCUUUAACCGUGGACUACAACAAGGAGCUUCCUGAAAGUCUGACAGCACUACCUCGACAAGAAGAGAAGCUUGAUGACGUAUCUAUCAAAUAUACGUCCGAUGACCAAGUACUAGAACAAGCCCUUACUAAAGAGCCUAAACUUGACAAGGAAAUCAACCAAAGCUCCAAGAAGGAUCUUAAUUCUGAAUCAACGGAAAGAUCUAAUAAAGUACCAAAGGAUGAAUUUAAACAAAUCAAAAAGGAACCUAUUGAUGAGCCUGCUGCGAGUCACUCGGAAAAUCUCGUUAAGAAACCCUUUGUGGAGCCUUUAAAUAACCACACUGAGGAAUUUACAAAGAAACUGACUGAAAAUCUUUCUGAGAAACAUGUUGAAAAACAAGCUGAGGAACCGGUUGAGGAACCGGUUGAGGAACUGGCUGAGGAACCCCAACACGACCUUGUGGACGUGCCUAUGGAGGACGCUCAAACAGAUGAAAAACUGGAUAUUCUCCCUAAAAUCAAAGAGGAACCAUCAAAGGAGAAUAAAAAUUUAACACCACCAAAAACAACAUCAACCAAAAAACAGCAGUCAUCUUUUGACUCCCCAGAAUCUUUAGACACUCUUGCAACCAGCUCUGAAAAAGAAAAAACUUUCAAAAUCAAGAAAGAAGAGCCACCUACUGAACUUACUGAACCAAUAAUAGAAGAGGAAAAAAUCAAGGUAGAACAGGAAGAAUCACCCAAGCCAUACAUUAAAACAGAACCCACAGACUUAAACAUCAAAGAAGAACUCAGCGAUAGCUCUUUAAGUCCACCAUUGGAAUCCGAUGAAGAUGAGGUCAUGAAACAUAUAGCAGUUGCCGAAAGCAUUCGAAAUGGAAUUGAAGAAUCUUCUUCUUCUGAAUCACCAAGUUUGUCGUCAUCACCAAUAUCUCCACCUUUGGAACCACCACACUCAUCAUCUAACUUGAAAGAGUUGUCUAAAUCGCUGUCUCCACCAGCCCCUCCUCAAUCCCCAGCCUUGCCACCACCCAGCAAAAACGAUGAUUAUGAGGAUGACUACGAUCAAAAUGAUGAUUUGCCGCUACCUGCUCAGGCCUCUUCACCAUAUGUCAGAGAAGAAGCCACCACUCCUGAACCGCCUAGCUCAAUGAAUGACGACGAUGGAAUUAUCUUGUCGCCUGUGACCAAAAUGCCCAAGAAGCGGCGCAGCAAAAAGACCAAAAAGGAACAACAGAUCCAUUACCAACUAUUCAAUGAUCUUCCCUCUAAGACUGAAGAAGCUGAAGAGACUUUUGAGGUUCUGUUGGAGAGUAUCUAUACCAAGAAAAAUCUUGGCAACUCUGGCCAGUUUGAUGCCAUGACAUGCGACUGCCGACAACAGUGGGAUGGAAAUCGCAAUCUCGCUUGUGGCGACGACUCUGACUGUAUCAAUAGAUUAACAUCUAUUGAAUGUGUCAAUUCUAAAUGCUUUUGUGGUAAAGACUGCCGUAAUCAGCGGUUCCAAAAACGCGAAUAUGCUAAAGUUGAUGUGAUCCAGACCAAGCUCAAGGGCUACGGUGUGCGAGCAUUGGAAAACAUUGCACAAAGUACCUUUGUUUACGAGUAUGUUGGCGAGGUAAUUUCUGAAGCUGGAUUUCGCAAGCGUGCAGACGACUACAAGAAGGGUGGGAAUCGACAUUUUUACUUUAUGAUGUUGCAAAAGGGUGAAUUCAUUGAUGCCACUUCCAAGGGUGGCCUUGCUCGUUUCUGCAAUCACUCAUGCAACCCCAACUGCUACGUUGAUAAGUGGGUUGUAGGUGACAAGUUGCGCAUGGGCAUUUUCACUAAACGUGAUAUUUUAAAAGGCGAGGAAAUUACGUUUGAUUACAAUGUUGAUCGAUACGGUGCAGAUGCACAGCCAUGCUAUUGUGGAGAGCCCAGCUGCGUGGGAAUUCUCGGUGGCAAGACGCAAACAGAAGCAGUCAAUAAGCUGCCUCAACCCGUACUGGAUGCUUUGGACAUGGAUGAUUCUGAUGAAGAUACUUGGAUGACAAGCAAGAAAAACCACACCAAGAAGAAGCCGCGUCUAACUGAAGAUGAGCUUGAUGAAGACUUUGAUAUUGACGAGGAAGAUGAUUAUGAGACAAGUGCCUUGCCUACAAAGCCAGUGACGGUAUACUCUGUUUCGAAGAUUAUGAGUUCGCUUAUGCAAGCUCGUGAAGACUGGCUCGUCAAUAAACUUCUUUCACGUAUUGCUAACACGAGCGAUACAGGGAUUCAUUUCCGGGUGAUGCAAAUGCACGGAUACCAGAUUUUCAACAAUCUUUUAAGGGACUGGAACCUGGACGGAAAGAAGGAAAAGUACCCUCGGACGCGCAUUAUUUUGGAAAUCAUGACCAAGUGGCCGCGCAAGACCAAAAAUAAGAUUUCAAGUUCUAAGAUUGAAGAAACGGUGAAGGAUAUUUCGCAGCACUGUGAAGACGAGGAAAUCAAGGAGCUUGCUGACCAGCUGUUGAAGGAGUGGGCUUCACUUCAAAUGGCGUACCGUAUUCCUCGACGGGAAAAGAAACACGAUGAGGAGCCUGAGACUGCUAAUGCUACUGCUGCUGCUGCUCCAUCUUCUGAGUCUGAGACCAAGAAGGAGGCAGAUGCCAAGAAAGAUACUGAAGCGUUGCAACAAUCAAACGGCCAUCAUAGUUAUAAUAACCAUCACACCCACAAUCAUCACCAUCAUCAUCAUACUAGUACUAACAACCAACAACAGCAGCAGCAACAGCAGCAGCAACAACAACAACAACAAACCAAUAAGUUUAUCAACAAAAAGAGUAACCAAGACCGGUAUGCUGAUUUGAAUCUACCUGAAGGCCCACGCAAAACACUGUUAGCUCAACAGGCUGUGUUGUCAGAUAUCCUUCCACCCGGAUGGCGAUCUGCAGAGGCUCCUGGGGGCCGCGUUUAUUACUACAACCGUGAGCUUAACAUCACGCAAUGGGAGCGGCCAAUGCCUGUACUUACUAAGGGAGGGAAUGUGAUUAAUCCACUGAAUGGCGGGUUUUACCGCAACCCACCUGCUGGACCUGGGGUUAAUCCCAAUGCAAGUACUGUGGCAGGUGCUUCAGUUGUAACACCAGCAACGGUAGUUUCUAAUUCUACAGCAUAUGGACAGUAUUCUCUUGGAAGUCAGUAUGGUGAAGAUUACUCUGCCAUGAAUGGAUCUGGGACACUAUCUCGCCAUGAGUCUGAAGUUGGGCUUGGCAGUGCUGUUAGUCUUUCACGCAACGGCUCUCGAAGUGGGUCCAUGACUGCUCUUGCAGGUAUAUCUGGCCCUGCAGGAGCAGUAGGAGCAGUAGGAGCAGCAGCAGCAGCAGCAAUUGCAGGCGGAGCCCAAGAUGUACGGGCGUUAAAGAAGGCAACUGAAGAGAUGACUUUGCAAAAGAUUAUUGAGGAGGCGUGUCAGAAGCAAAAGGAAGGUGCAGCGGCCGCAGCAGCAGCAGCAGCAGCAGCAGCAGCAUUUCCAUCUUCUUUGUCUUCAGCGCUCAGCCGAAGUAAUAGUCAUGGUGCGGAUCCAAUUAGCCGGAGCGGUAGUGCACUUGGGAUAUCUCGGAGAUCGUCGUCACUUGAUUUAUUUGACGAGGAUGAUUCCGUAAGUCCUGGUUCUGAAACUUUGAUUGAGAUGCAAUCUCGGUUAUUGCAAAAGAAUUUUGCAAAAAUUGUUCCCAAUAUUGUUGUGCGAUAUGAAUCUCAGAUUGGACAUGAUAACGUGAAGCAAUAUUCACGGGAGAUUGUUCGGAUUCUUGUUGAAAAGGAACUACGUGCAAAGCCAUUAAAAAUUGAUGUUGAUUUUGGGUCUGAAAAGAAACUCAAGAUUAAGACGUUUGUCAAGACAUACAUGGGCAAAGUUCUUGAGAAGAUUAAAAAACGGCGACUUCAUGACCAACGAACUGACCUUUCAAGAAUGGGUGCAAGUGGAGGUACUGGGGUUAGUGGUUCUGCUACUACCACAAUAUUGACGACUGGAGUAGCAAGCACUAGUGCGAGUUCCGCAACAAGCACUCCAACAGAAGGUGCAACAACACAAAACGGAACACCUUCCGUAAUAGUUGCACCUGUGGUGGGAGCCAGUUCUAAUGUUGCUGAGGAUCCAAGGUUGGCAAAGUUUCAUGGUAAUGGUGUUGAUGAGACUAAGGCGAGUUCAUUGUCUAUUUCUCCUGUACCUAAAGAGCAAAUAUCAGCAACAACAUCGACAUCAACAUCAAUAACAGCAGCAGCAGCAGCCGAAACAGAUGCAAAUAAAUGGAUGGAUAUAAAUCGACCUACUGCAGCUUCAAUUUGGGGGAAUGACUUUACGCGAGAGCAAAAGAAGAAGAAAGAAGUUGGGGAAUCUGAGUUUGGUGUGGUUAUUGAUGAGAAGCCAGACUUGAUAAGAGUGAAGAAUAUUGAUGGAGAGGAAGAAGAGGAUUUAUUUGCCGAGUACCGAUGGAAAAGCAAGCCCCCAAUAUUAUCUGAGCCAUGGAGGGAACCACCAGCUUUGCAAUCAUCUGCGGAUUCUUCUACAACAGCUACUAUUAUUUCUGUUUCCAAGCCAAUAAUACGGCAGCAUGAGAAUUUACGGUUACCUCAGAAAAGACAAUUAGGAGAGGCUAUAAAGAAUGACUUGCACCAGCAGGUACUUUCUUUUAAGAAGCAAAAGAUUGGAUUUGAUUUCCGGAGACGAGGUGCGAGUGCUGGCGAAAAUAGUAAUAUUCACAGUAAUAGUGGCAGUAGCAGCAGUAGCAGCAGUAGCAGCAGUAGCAGCAGCAGCAUCAUAAUCAGCAAUGGUGGUGGUGGUGGUGGUGGUGGUGGUAAUAACAAUGGGCCACUUUUACGAACUCUUGGUCGGAGAUUAGGUCGUCAGUCUACUGGGUCUGCACCUCGAAUGAUGGUUGUUGAGCCGCCGAGGUAUGGUGACGAUUAUGCAGAUGAUGAUGCGGAGCCACCUGCAGGAGGGUUCAAAAGUGUUGUUGAGGAAUCUAGAGCAUUAAGGACUGGGAUUGCGAUGGAUAAUUAUGGAGAGGAGGCAAUAAUAGAAGAUGGAGAAGGAGAAGAAGAAGAAGAAGAGGAAGAAGAAGAAAAGGAGGAGGAGGAGGAGAAUAGAGAUGAAGGUAAUGGUAACAAUGGAGGAGGAAGAAAUAAUGGGAAUGAUCGUUACUUUGGUCGCCGACGACACGGGCCGACUAUAUUUUCACGGCCACGACGGGGGCACCGAGGGAUGGGGUCUGGUAAGAAGGGAGGAUAUAACCGUAACAGGGGGUUCCACAAUUGGAAAGGGAAGAAGUUUUAA